Drosophila mojavensis is the source of this 2194-nucleotide messenger RNA. Its product is annotated as N-acylneuraminate-9-phosphatase. The transcript has 3 exons. NCBI's taxonomy places the organism in Eukaryota, Metazoa, Arthropoda, Insecta, Diptera, Drosophilidae. The coding region runs from base 335 to 1396 and encodes 353 amino acids. Gene Ontology annotation, molecular function: hydrolase activity. The record is from RefSeq and is a predicted model, not a curated record.
AGCACUUUCUUUCAGUCAUUGCUUUGCUCUUACUUUGGUUACAUUUACCUGUUCCCUUAUUUAACUUUAGAGCAACGUUUGUUUUCAAUUUAGUUGCUGUUUAACUAACGGAACGUGUGCAACUACCUCGCAAAGACAACUUCGACAGUUACCACUUUUAUUCGAGUGGCGCCAAAAUUGAAAUAGAUUAAUUAUUUGUACAUACACAAACAUAUGCAAUUAAUUGUUAUAAAGCUCUUAUGAUAUAUGUGCAACCAACUACUACUUCCCAUAGACGCACCCUACCCCCUAAUAAGAAUCAAGUUCUCCAAUCAACAGUGCGUGGCAAUAACUCAUGGCCGCUAGCAAAUUUUCAACAGCGACGUCGUUAACAACGGGCCUCAAGCACACAACACCGUUCGAUGGCAUUUGUGCGAAAAUCUCAGCGUUCUACUUUGACUUAGAUAACACGCUAAUCCCAACGCGGGCCGGUGAUUCCAAAGCAAUACGCAAGCUAGCUGACGUGCUGGAAACCCAGUAUAGCUUUACCAAAGACGAUGCCAACCUAGCCACACAGAACUUUUUGAAGUCGUUCCGUCGCUGCCCGGACAACUCGCAAACGUCGCUGGACUCGUGGCGCACGCACUUGUGGCGCGAGUCGCUGCAGCAGAAGCACAAGCAUCUCGCCGAGCAGAUCUAUCCGCAGUGGCUGAAGCUACGCUACCGUUACCUGGCCAUACCGCCCGACUAUGUGCAGCUGUUGCAGCGCAUGCGUCGCGCCGGCUACCUUCUAGCGCUCAUCACCAAUGGCCCGUCGAAUGCGCAGCGCGAGAAGAUCAACAAGCUGCACGUCCGGGGCCACUUCGACUGCGUGCUCGUCUCCUCGGAUCUGCCGUGGGAAAAGCCGCAUCCGGAAAUAUUCUAUGCCGCUUGCAAUUUUCUUGGCGUCAAGCCGCACGAAUGCGCCAUGAUUGGCGAUAAACUCGAGACGGACAUCAAGGGCGGACAUCUGGCCCAGCUGGGUUUGACCUUCUGGCUGCCGCUGAGCACCAGCAGCGCCGCCUCACAGUGCCUGGACGAUGUGGAGUACAAGCCGCACGUAAAACUCAACAGCCUGCUGGAUCUGUACAAAUACUUUCCGCGCCUGAAUGCCGUCGCAGCAGCCGCCACUCCGAGCACCACGAAUCGUCGCAGCAGUCACAGCCAGAGCAGCAGCGGAAGCGGAAGUAUCGGCGGCAGCGGAAUCGGAAGUGGAGCCGGGAGCAAUAGCGAUCAUGAUCGCGGGGCUGGAGUGCGUCAGCAGCCAUAUGGCGAGGACUCGUAUCAGCGCCAGAGCGCGUAUAGGCGUGGCGGCUCAUUGCCAGCAAUGGACUGCUCCAACAGCGAGGCGGAGAACAGCUGCGAUAGCUUUAUUUAGGAACUAAUACGGAAUCGGACAGAGUGAUACGCGGUUGCCUAGCGGGGGGCGAAUGUUACGUGAAGCAGCAGUGGGAGAAAGAGAUGAAGAAUAGGAGGAGACAAUGAGCAAUUGAACGUGCAAGACAUGGAAAUGAUGUACCUUCAGUUUACAAAACCAAACACACACACACACACACACACACACACACACACACACACACACAUACAGAAACACACCCACACACACACACAGUCACACUCACAAUCGACUAUAUUAAAAAGGUUGAAGUCUUAACGGAAAUAAUCAAAUUGGAAUUGAAUCAGCGCAAAAAUUUUUAAUAAGCCAAGCUGAAUCUCGCAAAUCUGCCAUAUAUAUCGGAUAAAUAUGUAUAUGUAUAUGAAAUACUUUAAGCAACCAAAACUCAACAACUGUUGCAUCCAUAUGUAUUAUAUAUAUAUAUAAAUAUGUAUUUUUCUAAAAACCAAUAAGAGCAAAUGAAAUUGUUAUAGCAGAGAUAUGAUAUAUGCAUGUACUAUACAUAUACACACACAUUAUAUAUAUAUAUAUAUAGGAAUAUAUAAAGCUAGGCUAUGGUAGCUGUAAGCUAUAGACAGCACAAUUUGUAAAAUCUGCACCACCCGAAACACCAACUGCACCACCAAAACAAACAAAACAAAAGAAAACUCACGAAACGGAAGAAAACCUGUUAGAGAAAUGAAAUCAAGAAAUUAAUGUAAAGGAAAAACUGAAUACAAAUUGUUAACUAAUGUUGUAGGUAUGUUGAAUAUGUACACACAUAUAUAGAUACUCUCUCUU